Hypoxylon trugodes is the source of this 6307-nucleotide messenger RNA. Its product is annotated as Sec63-domain-containing protein. Gene Ontology annotation, molecular function: ATP hydrolysis activity; ATP binding; nucleic acid binding. NCBI's taxonomy places the organism in Eukaryota, Fungi, Ascomycota, Sordariomycetes, Xylariales, Hypoxylaceae. The transcript has a single exon. The record is from RefSeq and is a predicted model, not a curated record. The coding region runs from base 202 to 6180 and encodes 1992 amino acids.
AAUCGGCGAAACAGUCAUCGCCUACAUCAUUUUUUUCUUCCUCUCUUAGAGUUUAAAAGGAAGGGACUGUGUUCAGGACUAAUCAUUUAGAUAGAUAUAUUCUAUUUUAUUACACUUUUCGACAAGCCUUUUAACCGAAAGCUUCAGCCAACUUAUUAUCUCCUUUACUGAAGUAUCUCGCACGAAUUGCCAUACCGCAAAAUGGCGUCUAUGAGCGACGCAGAAGCCCAAUGGCGUGAACAAUUUGCUGCCAUGAAAAGUGCACUGGCAGACUUAAAACUACCUGGAAAAUACCAAGCCGUUGAGACUGAACUAGAUGCCGACUUUGACUUGGGUGACGAUGAAUUUACCUCCGGCAACAGCGGCGACGAUAUUUGGGAUUUCAUAGACGAAAGUGAAGAGGAUCUGUACGGUAGCGAUUUCACCGAAGAAGUGGGCGACCAGCUUAGCGGGGAAAGCCACGGCACCGCAUGGUUUGAAGAACAAUGUUCUAUCGUCGCUGCUAAGAAGGACGGUCUAUCCCCUGAGGCCUUCGAGGCACAAAUUCUAGAUAUACUAUAUUCCCAACGUUCCGAAGAUGAAGUACAAUCUCUACUUACGGACCUUAUCGGGUUCGACGAUCUCGAUUUCGUCAUUGAAGUGCUGUCGCACAGGCAUGAAAUUACCUUAAGUUUUGCCACCCAAGAAUCAAACACAGCGCCCGGCCGACUUCUGACCAAAGCCGAGAGAGAUGAAGCCCUCCGCCGGAAGGACCUAGAGCAUAAAAAUGCCGCUCUGGCUCCUAGCAUGCACAAAGAAGCCCAGUAUCCACAUAUAUAUAAGGCGUAUAAUGCUGGCAAUACUUUGAGUCACACGGGAAAGUCAUAUGGUAUGCCAGUCGGUACUGAGAGGAAACAACAUGAGAAGUACGAAGAAUUCAUUGUUCCUGCUGGAAAAGCUGGUAAACCUCGUCCCGGUGAAAAGCUCGUUAAAAUUUCCGAUAUGGAUGGGCUUUGCCGGAGGACGUUUAAGGGUUAUAAGACACUUAACAGAAUGCAGAGUCUGGUCUACCCGGUGGCUUACAAGUCUAGCGAAAACAUGUUGAUCUGCGCCCCUACCGGUGCGGGUAAGACGGACGCAGCUAUGUUAACAAUACUGCAAACAAUCGGUCAAUAUGUAACGCCGAACCCCAUCGAGAAUACGGAGGCAACGGAUUUCGGUGUCGACACCCAGGACUUCAAAAUUGUCUAUGUUGCCCCGAUGAAAGCACUUGCUGCAGAAAUCACCGAAAAACUAGGCAUGCGUCUCGCAUGGCUUGGUAUCCGCUGUCGCGAGUACACUGGAGAUAUGCACCUCACGAAAUCUGAAAUUGUGCAAACACAGAUUAUCGUCACUACGCCCGAGAAGUGGGAUGUUGUCACGAGAAAGGGUACCGGUGAUACUGAACUAGUGCAAAAGGUGAGACUACUCAUUAUUGAUGAAGUCCAUAUGCUUCACGAUGAACGAGGUGCCGUCUUAGAAUCACUAGUGGCGAGAACAGAACGACAAGUGGAGAGCACGCAAUCUCUAAUCCGAAUUGUCGGACUUAGCGCUACCCUUCCAAAUUAUGUCGAUGUCGCCGACUUUCUCAAGGUAAACAGGUAUGCUGGGCUUUUCUAUUUUGACGGUUCGUUUCGCCCGGUUCCUCUUGAGCAACAUUUUAUUGGAGUGAAAGGCAAAGCUGGCUCUAAGCUAUCUAGGGAAAAUCUGGACAUAGUAGCUUUCGAAAAAGUCAGGGAUAUGCUAGAAGAAGGCCAUCAAGUUAUGGUUUUUGUUCAUUCUAGACGAGAUACACAUCUUACCGCUAAGAUGCUUUACCAAAAAGCUAUAGACCAAGAAGUUACGGAUCUUUUUGACCCUAUGGGACAUCCGUAUUACGAACAAGCAGUUAGGGAUAUGAAAUCCUCAAGAGCGCGUGAGCUUAGGGAUCUCCUACCAAAGGGGUUAGGCAUACACCACGCCGGCCUUACUCGAUCUGAUCGAAAUCUCAUGGAAAAGCUGUUUGGUGAAGGCGUUCUCAAAGUACUCUGCUGUACGGCGACGCUUGCAUGGGGUGUAAAUUUGCCGGCCGCUGCAGUUGUCAUAAAGGGAACUCAAGUUUACAGUGCCCAAGACGGCAAGUUCGUGGACCUAGGUAUUCUUGAUGUGCUUCAAAUUUUCGGUCGCGCUGGAAGACCGCAGUUCGAAGACACGGGUAUUGGCAUGAUCUGCACAACCUACGACAAGCUAUCGCAUUACUGUAUGGCAGUCACUGCGCAACAACCCAUCGAGUCUAGGUUCUCAUCGAAGCUAGUCGACAAUUUGAAUGCCGAGGUUGCUUUAGGUACUGUAACUUCCAUCCCGGAAGCAGUACAAUGGAUUGGAUAUUCGUAUCUCUUCGUUCGUAUGCAAAGGAGUCCCAUGAGUUAUGGCAUUGAAUGGGCCGAGAUCAGAGAUGACCCAACACUUGUCCAGAGGCGGCGGCAGCUUGCCAUCCAAGCGGCCCGGACCUUGCACAAGAGCCAGAUGAUUAUCUUCAACGAGACAACCGAAGUACUCAAAAGUAAAGAUAUUGGCCGCAUUGCCAGUCAAUAUUACAUCCAACAAUCGAGCAUAGAAAUCUUUAACAAACUAAUGCAGCCCCAGGCCACCGAAGCAGACAUAUUGAAAAUGAUAAGCGAGAGUGGAGAAUUUGACAACAUUCAGUCUAGAGACACCGAAGCCGAUGAACUAACUGAGCUCCGCGAAAAGGCGUGGUGUGACGUCCCUGGCGGGAUCGAUACACCACAAGCGAAAACUAAUAUCCUAUUACAGUCCUACAUCUCCCGGGAGCAACCAAAGGACUUCGCUCUGUCUAACGAUCUUAACUAUGUAGCCCAGCAGUCUGGACGAAUCUGCCGUGCCCUAUUUAUGCUUGCACUUAACCGACGAUGGGGACAUCAGUGUUUGGUCUUGCAGACACUCGCAAAAUCUAUCGAGAAGCGUAUUUGGCCCUUUCAGCACCCCUUACAUCAAUUUGAUUUACCCAAAUCGGUACUUAAUCAGAUUGAUGCGAAAGAGGCCCUGAGCAUGGAGACGUUACGCGAGAUGGAUGCAGCCGAUAUUGGUAAUGUGGUGCAAAAUAACAAUGCUGGCAAAAAAAUAGCUAGGAUCAUCGAUCAUUUUCCGACUGUGUCUGUCGAUGCCGAAAUCGCACCUUUGAACAGAGACGUGUUGAGAAUAAAGCUUUAUAUUACACCAGACUUCAGGUGGAGUGAUCAGAUACAUGGGACAUCUGAAUCUUUCUACAUCUGGGUUGAAAAUUCCGAGACAUCUGAGAUAUAUCAUCACGAGUUUUUCAUUCUGAACAGGAAGAAGCUAUAUGAUGACCACGAGCUGAAUUUUACGAUCCCUUUAUCAGAUCCUCUACCCAACCAGAUCUACGUUAGGGCUGUGUCGGACAAGUGGCUUGGAGCAGAGACGGUCGAACCGGUCUCCUUCCAACAUCUUAUUCGCCCGGAUACAGAGAGCGUGUAUACGGAUUUACUGAAUUUGCAGCCAUUGUCUAUUAGAGCCCUCAAGAAUCCAGGACUGGAAGAACUCUAUGCGAAGAGAUUUCAAUAUUUCAAUCCUAUGCAGACGCAGAUAUUCCACACACUCUAUUAUACGCCAGCCAAUGUCCUCUUAGGGUCACCUACCGGUAGUGGUAAAACUGUUGCUGCAGAGCUAGCUAUGUGGUGGGCAUUUCGAGAGCGCCCGGGCUCUAAGGUGGUUUAUAUCGCCCCAAUGAAAGCCCUGGUUCGUGAGCGAGUAAAGGACUGGGGCUCUCGGCUUGCCGGGCCCUUGGGUCUUAAACUGGUUGAGUUGACCGGUGACAAUACACCAGAUACGAGGACGAUCAAGGACGCUGAUGUCAUUAUUACAACCCCCGAGAAGUGGGAUGGUAUCUCCCGUAGCUGGCAGACCAGAGGGUACGUUCGUCAAGUAUCGCUUGUGAUUAUUGACGAAAUUCACCUGCUUGCUGGAGACCGAGGUCCGAUUCUGGAGAUUAUCGUUUCUCGUAUGAACUACAUUGCCCAGUCCACAAACAGCGCUGUCAGACUCCUUGGUAUGUCUACUGCUUGCGCAAAUGCGACUGACCUUGCAAAUUGGUUGGGUGUUAAAGAGGGAUUGUUCAAUUUUCGACACUCUGUUAGACCGGUACCAUUAGAGUCGUACAUCGAAGGGUUCCCGGAAGUGAGAGGGUUCUGUCCAUUGAUGCAAUCCAUGAAUCGGCCAACCUUCCUGGCAAUUAAGACCCAUAGCCCUGACAAACCUGUUAUUGUUUUCGUGCCAUCUCGACGGCAGACAAGAUUAACCGCGAAGGACCUGAUCAAUUACUGUGGUAUGGAGGAUAACCCGAGGCGAUUUGUGAAUAUGUCGGAAGAGGAUCUUCAGCUUAAUCUUUCUAGAGUCAAAGAUGAUGCCCUUAAAGAGGCGAUAAACUUCGGGAUUGGGCUCCAUCAUGCCGGUCUUGUAGAAUCGGACCGGCAACUAGCUGAAGAACUUUUCUUAAACAACAAGAUCCAAAUCUUGGUUGCUACGAGUACAUUGGCUUGGGGUGUCAACCUUCCUGCUCACUUGGUCGUCGUUAAGGGAACACAGUAUUACGAUGCGAAGAUAGAAGGCUAUAAGGACAUGGAUCUAACUGACGUUCUACAAAUGCUGGGUCGAGCUGGUCGCCCACAAUUUGACAAUUCGGGUGUUGCGUGCAUCUAUACUCAGGACUCGAAGAAGGAUUUCUAUAAACACUUCUUACAUACUGGGUUUCCGGUUGAAUCAUCUUUACAUACGGUUCUUGACAACCAUUUAUGUGCAGAAGUAUCGGCUGAAACAAUCGCCACCAAACAAGAUGCGCUCGACUAUUUGACCUGGACUUUCUUCUUCCGCCGAUUACAUAAGAACCCCUCGUACUACGGACUCGAGAUUUCCGCCGAAGAACACAACACUGUCGCUGCUCAGCAACUCGCUAAUGACUUCAUGAUUGACAUGGUCAAUAAGUCUUUGGAAGAACUUGCCAAUUCGAAGUGUGUUGAGAUUUACCCUAAUGGUGAUGUUGACCCGACACCUCUGGGUAAGAUCAUGAGUUACUACUAUCUGUCACACAAGACUAUCCGUCAUCUUGUCAAACAUGCAAAACCAAAAGCAAGCUUCUUAGAUGCUUUGAGCUGGAUGUCACGUGCGACAGAAUAUGACGAACUGCCGGUCCGACAUAACGAAGAUCUAAUCAAUGCAGAGUUGUCGAAUAACCUUCCAUUCGAGGGUAGUGCUUUUGGCCUACCUAUGUGGGACCCUCACGUCAAGGCAUUCCUCCUCCUUCAAGCGCAUAUGGCUCGCAUCGAUCUUCCCAUCACGGAUUAUGUUGGUGACCAAACCAGUGUCCUAGACCAAGCAAUUCGUAUCAUUCAGGCAUCAAUCGACGUUUUAACGGAACUUGGCCAUUUAUCUAGCUGUCUCGAGAUGAUUAAGCUGCUCCAAUGUGUCAAAUCAGCCCGCUGGCCCCAGGACUCUCCUCUAUCAAUACUCCCAGGGACCUACCCAGAUAAUUUGGAAGACAAUAAGAUGGCUCUACAGAAACUUAGCAGUCUGCCUCGCCCACAAGUUGAAGAUCUGGCCCGAAAACUCAAUAUCACUAACACUCAGCAAUCUCGUUUCGUACGAGCCGCCUCCACCCUCCCGCAUGUUAACAUUAGAGUCGAAGAUGUAACCGCACAAUCCCUAACAGUCUCGCUGAAGCGCCUGAACCCUGUCGUCGAGCGCGAUGCUCGCAUCUACGCCCCGCGAUACCCGAAGCCGCAGACUGAGGGAUGGUUUGCGGUAGUGUGCGACGUUGCACGCGAUGAGGUGCUCGGUGUGAAACGUGUAUCCUGGACGCAGAGUCAAAAACAGAAGCAGAAACAGGGAUCCGGUCCAAACAAUUCUAAUGGUGUCCAAGUUGGUGCUAAACCAACGGCGAAAGCUACGCUCAGGCUGCCCGAGCCAGAUAAGGAGGGCAAUGCGAGAAAGGUUGAUGUUUUGUUGCUAAGUGAUGCGUACAUAGGUAUGGAGUACAAAGUGAUGGGUGUUGAGAUACCGGCGCUGCCGAAGGUCGAUGAUGAUGUGGAUAAGUCGAAGAAAGGAGGAAAGGGACAAGAGAAGGAGAAGGGGGAGACGAGCGCGGCAUGAUGCGAUCUAGUCAUGAAUACAUGAAGCAUAUACGCAUCAAAUUAAAAACGAUCAAGAUUUGCUCUGGGUUAGUAAGCCACUCACAUAGAUCAAUAAUACAGAAUAAAUAAAUCACCAAUUACCCAAC